UGUGUGGUGCUUCUGCACCCACAAGAGCAGCUUCUCUAUAAGACUUAAGCUGCCGUACUUGCCCACACCACUUAGUUUGUCCUCGAGUGUAAACUUGUGCGGACCUGUUCAGUGACAGUGUUGACUUCAAGCGCUGAAAUGCAGUGAAUGACAGAGGCUUAAGACUUAGAGUUUUUAAAGGAAUUUUUAAUAUAAUUUGUUUUGGUGUUAGCUCAGUGUUAUCAAGAUGCCCAAGAUUUUCUUAAUCAAGGACCGCCUGCAGCAGCAGCAGGCAAGGCUCCUGGAAGCACAGAAGGCGGGAGCACCCCAAGAUGACGACCGCAGCCGACAUGUGGACGUUCACAGCUCGUCCUUCUCAAGCUCCCCUCCACUCGACCUGCGAAGGGAAAGACCUCACCGGAUAUCCCACAUGGACACUACACCGUCAUCAAUCGACCUCAGGAAAGACAGUAUCGCUCAUCUUGGCCGCCUCGACCUGUCACGGGAUAGUCACCUAGAUUUGUCAAGGGACAGUCGGCUGGACCUGUCACGAGACAGUCGUGUUGGUGUCAAGGGACAGCCGCCUCGACCUGUCACGGGACAGCCGCCUCGACUUGUCACGGGACAGUCGCCUCGAACUAUCACGGGACAACCGCCUCGACCUGUCACGGGACAGCCGCCUCGACCUGUCACGGGACAGCCGCCUCGACUUGUCACGGGACAGCCGCCUCGACUUGUCAAGGGACAGCCGCCUCGACUUGUCACGGGACAUGCCUCGACUUGUCACGGGACAGCCGCCUCGACUUGUCACGGACAGCCGCCUCGAGCUAUCAAGAGAUGCCUACCUUGAUAUGGAGAGAGAGAGCUCCCUGGAUUUACGUAUGGGUGAGAGAUGAGGGAGAAAGAUCCGUCAGUCCCAGCAGCCGCACCUCGCGCUACUCUCCCUCACGACGUCUGGAGGAACAGCCUGACGACAAGCCGCUCUCGCUCACCAUCAGAGACAGAGAUGAGGACAGUGGCUACUGGCGUGACGAUGCACGCCCCCGCAGCCCAAGUCGUUUGGAACCCGUCGGAGAUCGGCAGCGCCGCACCCUACCGCCAAUCAGCCGUUUGUUACCCAGACCAGCUCUCAUUGUCCGCUCCCGUUCCCCAGCCCUACCCCCUGCGGACAUGCUUCUGCCGCCACAGGACACGCCGCUGGACUGCCACGUGCCCCGCCGUGCAGCCUCACCGCGUCUGCCCCCCUUCUGUGACGUCAGACGACACCAACGAGCGCCGUCACCAAUGGAGUACGACCACAGGCCAUCCCGUUACUCCGACGACUCCAUCCUUCCAUACGAUUUGACGACCCGACGCGCACGGUCCCCCCGCAGCGUGUCGCCGCAGUCGCUGCCGCCGGUGUUGGCCUCCAUGCACCUGACGCAGGUCACCAGCGCCGAGGAUGGCGGUGGUCAAGGCAACGGCGGUGGUCCACCUCCUGGCCAACACUGCACCGGCUCUAACGGCGGCUACGUUGACUCUUCACAGACAUCUCUUUCCUUCUUCGGUUCACUCGGCCUCGGUGGAGACAAAGGCGGGCUUGGUGGCGCUGACGGAGGUGGUGGUGGAGGUCAGACUCCUCCUGGCGGGAUGUCCAACUUGGAGACCACAUCACUGCCACCACCAAUCCCGAUGCCAGUAGAGCCUCACGUGUACUCCCUCCCAGAGCACUGCCGCAGCAUCCCGCUCACUGCCAAUGACACUUCUCAGUCAUUCCCAGCUCCAGCACACUUCAGGGACAAACACCUCCAGCCUCAGCAACAACAACAACAACAGCAACAACAACAACAGCAACAUCAACUACAGCAGCAGCAACAACAGCAGACACAUCAAACACAUUUCCAAACACAGCAUAUCCAGUCUCAGCAAACACAGCCACAGUACACCAUCCCACAACCGUCACCCUCACCGAUACCUGUGUCACCGCCCCUGAGCUGCGCUACCUCGCCCCUUACCAGCGGCACCACCCUCCUCAGGUCCCCGCCAGAGGCACAGACCUUUGAGCCCCUCACCACUCAAACACAGGUUCCGUUGGUGUCGUCUACGGACCUACAGAGCGGGUGGUGCGAGCGAUCACCCAUGUCCCCUCAGUAUAUGCAGACCAGCUACCCCAGCCGGCCCUCACCAGGGGGCAGCUCCAUCAUGGACGCCAACUCCCCGCCGUUGCACGAUCUCCAGCGCGAGGUGCCACUACAGGUGCGAGUGUCCAUCCUGCAGCAGCGUCUGGGCCUUCCUGAAGACACACCCCUUGAAUUUGUCAACGGUGGUCAUGGCAUCAAGAACCCGCUCGCUCCCAACCUUGACCCAGCACGUCCAGAGGUUCCUGAGAAACUGCAGCCUCCGCCCCCCGUUAUGGAGGAGGAAAGCAGCAAAUUCGUGUGUCGCAUCUGCUCCAAGGCAUUCACUCUACAGCGACUGCUAAACCGCCAUAUGAAGUGUCACUCGGACGUGAAGCGAUACCUGUGUACCUUCUGCGGGAAAGGCUUUAACGACACCUUCGACCUCAAGCGCCACACUCGUACUCACACAGGUGUGCGACCCUACAAGUGCAACCUGUGCGAGAAGUCGUUCACUCAGCGGUGUUCCCUGGAGUCCCACUGCCUGAAGGUGCACGGCGUCCAACACAGCUACGCCUACAAGGAGCGGCGCUCUAAGGUGUACGUGUGUGAGGAGUGUGGCCACACUACGGGCGAGCCCGAGUGUCACUACCUCCACCUCAAGGACAACCAUCCCUACAGCCCCGCACUACUCAAGUUCUACGAUAAGAGGCAUUUCAAGUUCAACAACUCCAAUUUCACGAACGUUCUUCUGAUGAGUCAAACGUAGAAAGUUGUGGUGACAGCGGGCGCGGGUGUCCUUGUUGGCUGUUAUAGUUGUAGGCCGGUGGUCACGACUGGUGUGGGCUGCAGUACUGAUGCCAGGCCCAACACAUAUCACUGCCUCGCUGACCGGCACCACACAGGCAGCACAGUGAUGAGUUAGACUUGGCACUGUUGUCGGCUGCUGUGUGGACCAGAGGAGGGCUCUCCCGCUUCUACACAACACGCAGACUGACCUGACCAGCUCACGCGCUGAACGUAUUUUUAUACUUAGCUAAAUAAAGAUAAAGGCAUUAUAUUAUAAGUAUAUUAAAGUAUAUAUUACCAUACUAGAAAAGUUUAUGGUUUUCUUUAUAUAUGCCGUUCAUGUGCAUAUAAUGCAAGUUAUCUCCAGUAGAUCAAGUAUGUAGGCUGUAUGAAACAGAACAUGGUGGCGAUAAUAGCAGUUAUAUGGCAUGUGGCGCUACAAGUGCUUACAAUGUAUGUGGAUUCGUUGCAAUAUAGAUGUUAAGAUAUUGCUGAACCAAUGAUCACGUCUCGCACUUAAUGUGUUGUGCUUCUUCUCUUCUUUCUCUAUAGUUUAUAUACCACGAAACUUCAUUGUCUUUAUUAUUUACUUAUAAAACUGUCGACAAAAGGCCACUGUGUUCCAGUAUGUUGUGAUGAUCUCCAAAUGUAACCUGUGGGCAUUAGAUAUGAAUGGUGCUCCAACCAUAAGUGAUAAAACAUAUAUUAUAUUUUACAAUAACCACCAACCAAUGAUAUUUACCUCAGAGCUGAGACCCGCCGCCUGCAGCCGAGUCUAAGAUCGAGAAAGUUAAGUUUUAGGGUCGAAAAUUAAACUGUAGGACCUAAAACAGAGACGAAGGAGCCGGAGGUGGCACCUUGGUCGUGGCGUGACGGAGGGCAGACGGAGGAGUGUAACAAAAGGGUAGCGUUGUGGCCCCCGUCAACGAGGAGUGGAGGCUGUUGAGGCGUUAGCUGGUAGUGGACGAGCACGCUGCUCUCGUGGUAUCUUCCGGUGAAGUACAAGCUGUCUGAUGGGUGUAAAUAGGAUGUACAUAGUUCGUUAUCUUUGUCUGGUAUUUUUGUAAAACUUGCGAGCUUCCUGACCUGUGUGCUAGUGCUUUAGAUGGGCCGCGUCAACCAGUAUCAACAAGGCCCGCCACACGGUGACUCUCACUCCGCAGUUUUAGAUUAUCGCUGUUAUACGAGCUGGGUGCUGCUCACGUUUUCUCUACAUUAUGUAGUUGCAUGUACUGUAAGGAAGACUACAAUAGCCAGCUGCACCAAUAUGAAUCUCUGUUAGCAGGAUUAAUUCUAAAUAUAAAUGUUAUUAUUGAUACAUUGUAUGUCUCUGAUGCUAUGCAAGUAGAGGGAUAAGUUGCAGUAAACUAAUGGUGCAAUGGAGUGCAAUUGUUAUGUUGGAUAUAUGUUGUUGGUGUGGUCCAGCACCCGUGGCACUGCGUCUCUCACCGAGGGUCAAGAUGCAGCUGUAACAACGUAGUACAGUAACAUUAUUUAACAGUUGUUCAGCUGGUUGUUAGGCUGCCGGGUGCAAUUAUUCAACUGAGAGUGCAAAUGUUGUUAUGAUUAAAUAAAUAUUGCAAACAUAAUAACCGUUUAUAAGCGUUCACUAGAUGCUACGACCGUGACUGUGGUUCACGAUACUGUUGUUAGGGUCACUAUGAUUAUGGCACUUAGGAACUAUCAGUCAUUUCUCAAGGUGAGCUUUCCAUAUCAUCUUCGCCUCUUUACGGGUUGCAGUUAAUGUUAUUGUAAACUUUUACUUGACCUUAUUUAUGACGGACAGCCGUAACCUCUAGCUGACUGUCUCUUGUUGAUGAGUCUUCAGUCACAUAUAAUAUAUUUUUAGAUAUUCUUUGUCUUGUUUUGUAUGUUCUCUUUUCACGUGUUUUUUUCCCUCUAUCUUAUCUGUAUAUACUUGACACUAAGAUAAUAAAGAUUUUUUUUGAACUA
Messenger RNA from Homarus americanus (American lobster), 4817 nucleotides. RefSeq names its product transcriptional regulator ovo-like. Gene Ontology annotation, biological process: regulation of transcription by RNA polymerase II; epidermal cell differentiation. The coding region runs from base 817 to 2844 and encodes 675 amino acids. Gene Ontology annotation, cellular component: nucleus. Gene Ontology annotation, molecular function: DNA-binding transcription factor activity, RNA polymerase II-specific; RNA polymerase II cis-regulatory region sequence-specific DNA binding. Lineage: Eukaryota; Metazoa; Arthropoda; Malacostraca; Decapoda; Nephropidae. The record is from RefSeq and is a predicted model, not a curated record. The transcript has 6 exons.